Molecule: messenger RNA, 1865 nt
Organism: Stegastes partitus (bicolor damselfish)
Lineage: Eukaryota; Metazoa; Chordata; Actinopteri; Pomacentridae
Product: hyaluronidase-2
Exons: 6
Coding region: 1-1629 (542 amino acids)
Biological process (GO): hyaluronan catabolic process; carbohydrate metabolic process
Cellular component (GO): cytoplasmic vesicle
Molecular function (GO): hyalurononglucosaminidase activity
Source: RefSeq, a predicted model, not a curated record
AUGGCGUGGACCGAACCGCGGUCGCAUCCGGACCCACAGCCACAACCGAAGCUGACGGUCCGCAGCCUCAGGACUCACACAGCAUCUUCAUCAGCCGUCCUCCUCCUCCUCAUCCUCUGGUUCGCUGCCUUUUCUGGCCCCUGCACAGCCGGUCCACCCCAGCCCGCCCGCCCUCCUCUCCUGUCCGGACAGCCUUUCAUUAUCUUCUGGGGCAUCCGUGACUCUUCGUGCUCCGGCCGGCCAGAUCCCAGAUCCUUUGGGAUGGAACGGGAAGGCCGCGUGGCGGUCUUCUACAGGGAUUCGUUGGGGAACUACCCGUAUUUUGUGGACAAGGACACACCGGUCAACGGGGGGCUACCGCAGCACACUCGCCUGGACAGCCACCUCCAGAAGACACAGCAGGACCUGGAGGCUGCUCUACCCGCCCCGAGGUACCUGGGGCUGGGGGUGCUGCGCUGGGCCGAGUGGGUCCCCCAGUGGUCGAGGAACCAAGAGAAGCAGGCGACGUAUCAGGAGGCGUCCAGGAACUUGCUGAGGUCGUUUUUCCCAAGCUGGACCCCAGAAGAGGUGGAGAAGUGGUCAAAGGUGGACUUCGAGGCAGCAGCCCAGUCAGUGAUGAUGGAGACUCUUCGGGAGGUCAAAAGGUUACGGCCCAAAGCAUUGUGGGGGAUGUCCCCUUACCCCAGCUGCUACAACAACAGCCCCGCCCAAACCACGUUAGCCAACUACACGGGCCAGUGCCCUGCUGCGGAGAUGGCCCUGAACGACGAGCUGCUGUGGCUGUGGAAGCGAAGCUCUGCCCUCUACCCUCUGCUCACACUGGACAAGCUGCAGAGCGGCACCGCCGGAGCCAGACGUUAUUUAUCGAGUCAAAUAAAAGAAGCACUUCGAGUGUCAUCUCUGGCCGGAGCCGAGUUCGACCUUCCCGUGUUCCCUCUGGUCAAGAGCGUCUACGCCUCGACCAACACUCCGCUAUCACAGGCCGACCUGGUCAGCACCAUUGGAGAAAGCGCUGCCAUGGGAACAGCCGGAGUUGUCUUCUGGGAGAGAAGUGAGACGAAGACGGAGAGAGAGUGUCAGGGCCUGGCAGAGUUCGUCCGCAAGGUCCUGGGACCUUACUCCGUCAACGUAACCACGGCAACCCGGCUCUGCUCGGCCUCCCUGUGCCAGGGGAAGGGUCGGUGCGUCCGUCAAAACCCAGAGAGCUCUGCCUAUCUCCAUCUCCCACCCCCACCCACGGCGGCAGCAGCAGCAGCAGCAGAGGCAGCAAAAGCCACACUUCAGCCAGACACAGACACCAAAGCAGCCGAACCGGAUCCAGCUGAGAUCUGGAAGAAGGACUUCCAGUGUCAGUGGUACAAGACUGCAGACGGGGACGUCUCGGACCAGCAGUCCCCCAAAGACGGAGCCUCUGUCGGGAGAACGGUGCAAGUCGGAGCUACGAGAGCUUCUGCAAUAGCUUCUGCAACAAAACGUGCCUCUGUGACUGAGUUUAGAGGAAGUAGUUCACCUGGUACUGGAAGUCCGAUGCCUUCGGUACCUACAGACGGUGGAACCAGACCACUGAGUGGCCUCGACUUGACUGCUUUGCUGUUGCUGGUGGCUGGAAGCCUUUGCCUGGAUCCUUAAAAAAUCUGAACUAAACCAGCCGUCACCUGGGAGAUUAGACUUGUGAACAUGAGCCCGUCUGAAGUGCCCUUGAGCCAGACACUGAAUCCCUGCUAGCUGCGGGUGUGCUGCUUUGCUGCUGAACACAAUGUGGAGAGAGUUCUAGAAACGAGGAGGACAAACUGUGUCUGGAGCUGGAUGUGCCAACAGACAGUGGUACAAACACUUGUCGCUGUUUUUCAGUUUCUACUGACUGC